CAGAUCCCGGCGCAGACAAGGCUCGCAGCUCCUCCCCGCUCUUCCCUUUUGCACGAGUCGCCUCCCCUCCCGGGCCCGGGCAUGCUCUGUUGUGGCUGUGCAGGGCAGGGGGAGGGCAGUACGGACUGAGAUUUCACGACAGACUCCCAGAGGAAGCUGGGUCCCAUCACAACAACAAGCAGGCGGCAUCUCCCACUCUCACAGCAGCCCCCAGCAUGAGUGCCCCGGGCACAGCUAACUCUCCUCGCCCGGGGGAUCUGCCGCUCUUUCCCUCCCUGUGAGCCGCAAGGGCCCUGCCGGUGGAUGUGACCCAGGGGAAUCUGCUGCACCGACCCCGAGGUGACAUGCAGCCUAGAGCCGGCGUACCUCCGCAGGGAUCCCGAUUUCAAGGCACCCAGUGAUUCCGGGACAGGCUCAGAGCGCGGCCCGUCACCCACGACAGACGCGGGCCGGGGCGACGAGAAAGCGGCCUUUGCCGAGCCGUCAGCUGCGCUUCCCAUGUGGUUGGAAUCAUGCAGCCGUCCCCGCACAGUUACGACUUCUUCAGCGAAGAGAACGUAGUGAAAUGGAGAGGACUGUUCGUCCCGGCUCUGCGGAAGGUCCUGCAGCAGGUGCACCCCACUCUUUCUGCUAAAGAAGAUUCAUUGUACUACGUAGAGGAGUUGAUCCUCCAGCUCCUGAAUAAACUAUGCAUUGCACAGCCAAGGACUGUUCAGGAUGUAGAGGAGCGUGUUCAGAAGACCUUUCCACAUCCAAUUGACAAAUGGGCCAUUGCAGAUGCUCAGUCUGCCAUAGAAAAGCGUAAACGUAGGAAUCCACUGCUUCUGCCAGUUGAUAAAAUACAUCCCUCACUGAAGGAAGUACUUGGUUACAAAAUAGAUUACCAUGUGUCACUCUACAUCGUUGCUGUGCUAGAAUACAUCUCUGCAGACAUUCUGAAGCUGGCUGGAAAUUAUGUCUUCAACAUCCGACACUUCGAGAUCACACAACAGGACAUUAAAGUGUCCAUGUGCGCGGAUAAGGUCUUAAUGGAUAUGUUUGACCAGGAUGAUGACAUAGGCCUUGUUGCCCUAUGUGAUGAAGAGCCCUCUUCCACGGGAGAACUUGGUUAUUAUGAGCUGGUUCGAACAGAGAUUGCUGGAGAGCGCCAGUACCUACGUGAGCUGAACCUGAUCAUUAAAGUCUUUCGUGAAGCUUUCCUUUCCAAGCUGUUUACACCCACAGUCUUUACACAGGAUAUUGAAACAAUCUUUAGUAAUAUUAUGGACAUCCAUGAAUUGACUGUGAAGCUUCUGGGUUUAAUUGAAGACACUGUUGAAAUGACGGAUGAAAGCAGCCCACAUCCACUGGUUGGAAGUUGCUUUGAAGACUUAGCAGAGGAGCAAGCCUUUGACCCAUAUGAAACCUUAUCCCAGGACAUACUUGCUCCUAAUUACCAAGAGCAUUUUAACAACCUUAUAUCCAAACCUUCUGUUGCCCUUCAUUUCCAGUCUAUAGCAGAAGGGUUCAAAGAAGCAGUGAAAUACGUCCUUCCACGACUCAUGCUGGUUCCAGUUUACCAUUGUUUGCACUACUUUGAAGUAUUAGAGCUUUUACAAGAACGCAGUGAAGAUCAGGAAGACCGAGAGUGCUUAAAGCAAGCUAUCACCGCUCUGCUGAAUCUCAGAUGUAGCAUGGAACGCAUUUUUAAUAAACAUUCGCCUCGCAGGAGACCAGGGGAGCCCAUAUGGAGACUUUACAACCGUCAAAUGAGAAGCAAACACGUGGCCAUCAAAAAAAUGAAUGAGAUCCAGAAGAACAUUGACAGUUGGGAAGGGAAAGACAUUGGGCAGUGCUGUAAUGAGUUUAUAAUGGAAGGUUCAUUAACCAGGGUGGGAGCUAAACACGAGCGCCAUAUUUUUCUCUUCGAUGGCUUGAUGAUCAGCUGUAAAAUGAACCACGGACAAUCUCGAAUUCCCGGCUAUAACACUGCAGAGUAUCGGCUGAAGGAGAAGCUCAUCAUGAGGAAAGUGCAGAUCAAUGACAAAGAAGAUACAAGUGAAUAUAAAAAUGCCUUUGAGCUACUAUCCAAAGACGAGAACAGCAUUGUGUUUGCAGCAAAGACAGCCGAAGAGAAAAACAAUUGGAUGGCUGCACUGAUUUCUCUACAAUACCGCAGCACGUUGGACCGGAUGCUGGACUCUGUGUUGAUUCGGGAAGAGAAUGAGCAGCCCUUGCGUUUGCCCAGUCCAGACGUUUAUCGAUUUGUAGAGGAAGACUCAGAGGAAAACAUUGUUUUUGAGGAUAGUGUGCGAAGCAGGAAUGGAAUCCCUAUAAUUAAAGGAGGAACUGUAGUGAAACUGAUUGAGAGGUUGACAUACCACAUGUAUGCAGAUCCUAACUUUGUGCGGACCUUUCUGACCACCUAUCGCUCUUUCUGUAAACCUCAAGAAUUGCUGAAUCUGCUUAUUGAAAGAUUUGAAAUUCCAGAUCCAGAGCCCACAGAAUCAGACAAAAUAGCCAUUGAGAAAGGCGAGCAGCCGAUCAGCGCCAACCUCAAGAGGUUUCGAAAAGAAUAUGUUCAGCCGGUGCAACUCAGGGUAUUAAAUGUAUUUCGUCACUGGGUUGAACAUCACUUCUAUGAUUAUGAAAGAGACCUGGAACUCCUCGACAGAUUGGAGUCUUUUAUUUCAAAUGUGCGAGGAAAAUCCAUGAAGAAAUGGGUGGAAUCUAUAGCAAAAAUAAUCCGAAGAAAAAAGCAAGCUCAGGCAAAUGGUGUGAGCCACAACAUCACAUUUGAAAGCCCCCCUCCACCUAUCGAAUGGCACAUAAGCCGGGCAGGCCAGUGUGAAACCUUUGACCUCAUGACUCUGCAUCCAAUAGAAAUUGCUCGCCAGCUAACUCUGAUGGAGUCUGACCUUUAUAGGGCAGUUCAACCCUCUGAACUUGUGGGCAGUGUAUGGACAAAAGAAGACAAAGAGCUGAACUCUCCCAACUUGCUGAAGAUGAUUCGCCAUACUACCAACCUAACAUUGUGGUUUGAAAAGUGUCUUGUGGAAACUGAGAAUUUUGAGGAGAGAGUGGCUGUUUUCAGCCGUAUCAUUGAAAUCCUCCAGGUCUUUCAGGACCUGAAUAACUUCAAUGGAGUGUUAGAAAUUGUCAGCGCUGUGAAUUCUGUACCUGUGUACAGGCUGGAUCACACCUUUGAGGCAUUACAGGAGCGGAAGAAGAAAAUCCUGGAUGAAGCUGUGGAACUCAGUCAAGAUCAUUUUAAAAAAUAUUUAGCAAAACUGAAAUCAAUCAACCCACCUUGUGUGCCUUUUUUUGGAAUAUAUUUGACGAAUAUUCUAAAGACUGAAGAAGGGAAUCCAGACUUUCUGAAGAGACAGGGGAAAGAACUGAUCAAUUUUAGCAAGAGGCGAAAAGUGGCUGAGAUUACAGGCGAAAUUCAGCAGUACCAGAAUCAGCCAUAUUGCUUACGGACAGAAGUUGAUAUACAGAGAUUCUUUGAGAAUCUGAAUCCGAUGGGAAAUUUUGGAGAAAAGGAGUUCACAGACUAUUUGUUCAAUAAGUCACUGGAGAUUGAACCAAGGAACUGCAAACAACCGCCUAGAUUUUCCAGGAAAACCUCAUAUUCACUGAAGUCUCCGGGUAUCAGGCCCAACAGUGGAAGACAUCUGUCCUCAUCUGGCACUCUCCGAGGCCAUCCGAUGCCUUUAGAAAGGGAACCCUAUAAGAUCAGCUUCAGCAGGAUCACAGAAUCAGAUCACGAAUCUACAAUAUCCCCUCCAAUCUCUCCCAACACUCCAUCUACUCCUCCUGCCUCUGCCUCCUGCUCUGAGCUCAGCGUCUUUGUAGAUUUGGAUCCCAACUCUUCUUUUGGUAGCAACAGUAUGCUUUCCCAGGUGUUUUUGCCAAACUCAAGGUCCUUCUUCAGUUCUUGUGGAAGUCUGCAUCGGUUAAGUGAAGAGCCUUUGCUUCCACCUCCUUUGCCUCCUCGUAGGAAGGUAGAUCCAGAGGGGUCAAAUCUUGCAGGGCAUUCAAAACUGGAUGAUGACCCUCCAGCUAUUCCACCAAGAUUGCCUCCACCUCCAAAGAUCCAGCCACGGGUUCCUGCCUACACAGGGCCUUUUGAUGGACCUCUUCAUAGCCCCCCACCUCCACCACCCAGAGACCCACUUCCCGAUACCCCUCCCCCUGUCCCACAAAGGCCUCCUGAGCAUUUCAUAAACUGCCCUCUAAAUCUGCAGCCUCCACCACUUGGCCGCCUCCAUCGGGAACAGGACUGGUUUCGGGAAGUCAACACAGCUCCAAACUCUCUCAAUACACCACCCAGUACCCCGUCUCCAAGAGCUCGGCGGCGUUGUUGUGGUCUCAGCACCAGUCAAAGCAAUCUUUCCCAUGAUUUGGCCCCUCCAGUUCCCCCACGGCAGAACUCCAACCCACAGCUGCCAAAACUGCCACCAAAGACUUACAAAAGGGAAUUUUCCCACCCUCCUUUGCACAGACUGUCUUUGUUGGAAAAUGCUGAAACUCCACAAUGACCACAGCCAUAAUAGUCUUAGACACUGGAUAGAGAGCAGCAGUGCCCUAUCGGGGGUUUUUUGGGGUCAUUUUUUAUUUAUUUUGAUAAUUAGGCACUGUGGUUCAUUUUUAAAGACUUUCGAUUGAGGAACAGUGAUGUGUAGUAAGGCCCCUGGCAAAAAGUAUUACAAUUAACACUAAAGUGCUACUGAUCAAAGCAGCAAGCUCAGAACAAACUGACACACUACAGCCUUUCUAACAGCGUGUAACUGCCUCAGGUUCAUCCGAGUCAUUGCCUUGCUCCCCAUGCAGAGCUUUGUGCCCUUGCAGGAUUGCUGGACUGCAGUGUAACCUCCAAACAAAAGACUCUCUUCUCUGGGCACCCAUUAUUUGCACUGAGCCACAAACCUGACACUCGGAAUGAAGAAAACAACGGGCAGAUUUGUUGGGAUUCUCUCCCUCUCCCUUUUAGCACUGGAGGCCUUUAAUUUCCAGACCAUUAAACAUUUUUUUUUCCUAGGGAACUUUCCUUUUGUGUUAUCAUUCCAGUUAUCUUGCCCCUUGGAGCAACUUCACAUUUGCAUGAGGUUAAACAGCCAGAACAAGUGACGUCUCUGCUCCUCAGAUACAAUGGUGGGGACCCCCUUAUGUUUCAUUACUCAGACAAACACUACCUAAUGUUCUUCUCAUGGAAUACAAGUGUUUAGCAUGCAGCUUAUUCAGAUGUGCCUUUUUUCGGUUUGGCCUGGCAGAGGCCAGCUUCUCUUUAUAAGUUGGUUACGUGGGAUCAAAGCGCAAAAUCUUGAAUGUACCAUUAAAUGAAAUAACUCGCCAAUGUUGACCCCCUUAACUGCUACGGGUCUCGAUAAAUACAACAAGCAAAGUCGCCUUCGUUAUCACAAAAGAAAUCUAUUACUGAGGGUAGAAGCUGCUAUUUUCUUUUUUUUUUUUUUGACUGUUUCAUUUAUAAUCCUGCCCUGAUUUUUUUUUUAAUUUGCCUCCUUGGCAAACUCCCAGCCAAAUGAUACCCAGACUCUACUUGGCUUGACACAUGGCUGUGGGGAGGCUCCUGUAGAAACAGUUUAUAAUGGAGCCUCACAUUGAGCUCUGCAUCUUGAGGCUUUGGGAUAAAGGUGGGAAAAGGGAAUAAUUAAAGGCAGCAGCAUUUUAAACAAGGCUGACGUAUCCUAUAAAAGAAAGUGUUCGCUUUCAUCUAAGUAUUAUAUGCCUGAGGCAGAGUUUAACAACCUUAGUAUUAAGGUUUGAUGGAGUCUGGAUAGAGAAGAGUCUCCAUUUUACAUUCCAUGAAUUUACACAGAGCAGAUGUAGAAGGAAGCACUACUGUAGCAGCAUCAGUUCUUACCCGAGCACUCUUUUAAAAGUAUUUGCACUUUUGUACAUUCUCGUCUGUGUUCAUGUUAAGAAGCAGGAAAACCAUCUUGUGAUCAGGCUCACGUCUACUUGCGACCAUUGGAGCCCACCCGGGGCUACAUUUGUCUGUUGCUUCUUCUUGGUCUCGGUUGUCUGAAAGAAAACACCUCUUAGUAGAAUUGCUUCUGUACGGACAAAGUCCUUUGCUCAUUGUUUCUCUGCAAAAAAGAAAAAAAAAACCUCCCUAUUUCCGUGAAUGGCGAUUUGUACUUUGUCUGUGGGGCAGUGACAUUCAUUGAAAUGCCCUGAUUGGUUGCUUUACUAUUAUACAUUUACUAUACGUCAAUCAAUCUUUCUACCAUGAGUAAGUUUGCAAACUGAUGGCAUUUAUGGGUAAUAACUCAGCCAUAGUAGCAGUGUUCUACUCCAGUUCUAUUACAACUGGACUUGUCCUUCACCAAGGCCGAGUGCUAAAUCCGGAAUUCCUAACCCGACAUGCUCCAGUUUCUGCAGUCCUACUAAUUCUCUAGCAGGAUAAAAAUACAGGCUGCGGUUUUGAGCUAAUGUUGUUCAUGUUGGUAAAGCCGUAGAAUGCUCCUCAUUGCAUUUAAUGUGCUGUAGAAUCCUUGUUUGUAAUUACUCACUGUCAUUCUGCAAACUUACUCUUACCAGUGAAAGGUUUGGUUACUAUUCCCACGGAUCGACUGAGGUUUCACCUGAUUUCAAGGAUCUUCGUGUUUGUAUAAAUGUCUACAAGCCACGUUUUAUUUCCUGGUCCAUGGCCUUUUACUGUGCUUUGUAUCAGUGUUCUUAACCAAUGUAAUAAAUCAGUCUUAAUAUUAA
Messenger RNA from Xenopus laevis (African clawed frog), 6717 nucleotides. RefSeq names its product SOS Ras/Rho guanine nucleotide exchange factor 2 L homeolog (gene sos2.L). Gene Ontology annotation, biological process: Ras protein signal transduction; small GTPase-mediated signal transduction. The transcript has 23 exons. Gene Ontology annotation, molecular function: guanyl-nucleotide exchange factor activity; protein heterodimerization activity. NCBI's taxonomy places the organism in Eukaryota, Metazoa, Chordata, Amphibia, Anura, Pipidae. The coding region runs from base 513 to 4523 and encodes 1336 amino acids. Gene Ontology annotation, cellular component: plasma membrane. The record is from RefSeq and is a predicted model, not a curated record.